Mercenaria mercenaria is the source of this 5445-nucleotide messenger RNA. RefSeq names its product sialin-like. NCBI's taxonomy places the organism in Eukaryota, Metazoa, Mollusca, Bivalvia, Venerida, Veneridae. Gene Ontology annotation, molecular function: transmembrane transporter activity. Gene Ontology annotation, biological process: monoatomic anion transport. The transcript has 4 exons. The record is from RefSeq and is a predicted model, not a curated record. Bases 168 to 776 code for a protein of 202 amino acids.
UCCUUAUAAUUUAUGUUUGGUUCUUACUGAUAACACAGACUUGAUUUCAGUCCUCGAGUACGCCAUGGUCAAAGCUGCUUACAUCACUACCUGUGUGGGCAAUCAUUGUUUCAGACACUUGUGCUGAAUGGGGAACAUAUAGCUUCUUGACAAAUAUACCGACCUAUAUGGAAGAUGUUCUAAAGUUUGAUAGCAAAAAGGCGGGAUUUCUUGCUUCACUACCGUAUCUUGGCUUCUGGGUUGUAUCUAACGUGUCUGCUCAUCUUGCCGACUUCCUUCGAAAACGAGGCUACAUUUCUACUACAACAGCAAGGAAAGUCUUUAACAGCAUAGGCAACAUCUUACCGGCAAUAAUUAUUGCCAUCAUGGGAAAUGUUGCCGACGACCCUGGUAUUGCAGUUGCCAUGUUGACUCUGGGUAUGGCUAUGUCUGGAUGCCAGUACGGCAGUGGAUUUAUAGUAAAUCCUGUCGACAUUGCACCAAGAUAUGCUGGUAUUAUCAUAGGGAUUGCUAGCACCAGCGGUGCUGUUGCAGGUUUCUUCGGACCCUUAGCAAUUGGAUUUAUAACAGUAGAUAAAACAAAAGAGCAGUGGAAAGCUGUAUUCUAUAUAACGGCUGCAAUAUACACAUUUGGUGCAAUAUUUUACAUCAUAUUUGCGUCGGGGGAAUUACAGGAUUGGGCUCGGGAUGAGGAUAAUGAUCAAGAAAUUAAUGUGAGCGAUAAAAGUACAAUUCACGAAGUAAACAUUGAUGCCGAGGAAGUAACGCAUAUGUAGAGCUCAGUACGCACAAUAGACACGAAGUAACAUGUAUGUUCAAGUGGAAUGGCUUUGUCCUGUGAAAGGGGCGUAUAAAUGUAGAAAGGAUAAACGUUACUAAGUGCAAUGGGGAAUUCGUUAGGAUCAACGUUAUAAAGACAAUAUUUAAGUCAUAUUGCGCCAUUCUAGCUUUUAAUAGCAGAAGAAGACCAUAAAUGACUCUCCAAAAAUUGUUUCAAGCAUCGCUGGGUACUUGGGUAGAACCACACACCUUUCGUAAGCUUUCUAUUGGCUUCCCCGCAUGAAGAAUUCUACACUCCACGUGGUUUCGCCAAUAUUGGUGACGGGCAGGUGAUGCAAAGACCAUUCCACGGAGAAAAUACAAUCGUGUAAUUAUUUUUGAAAUUGGUAAACUUAUUUCAGUAUUGUUUCUAAACUGUCACAAAAAUAGGAAAAUGCAAUUAAAUAUUCUUUUUAUACUAAAAGGAACCUUACAUUAACUAAUAAAUAGGUCUGAAAAUAUUAUUAUUGAAAUGUAAUAUUGUUAAUUGCUGUCAAAUAUUUCUACAUACACAUAUUAGGUACUGUUUUUGUUGAUGAUAAAAUACAUGAACUUUAUUUUAUAAUAAUUAGAAUGCACCAAGAAAGUAGAUUUGAGUGUCUGUAACCAUUUGAGUAGUUGGCCCCUUAAACCGGAUUGAUCUUCCUUUUGUGGCAGUCAAUAACUAUGUAAAGUUUAAAGCUUGAGUUCGGAAUUAAGGGAUUCUAGUAAGGUCCCUAUGAUCUUCAUCUUUGAGCCAUAAAUAUUCACACACAAAAGAGACCUCCCCCUUAUGAUAAUAGACUUAGCUAGAAAAACACCAGCAAACUUUAAAACAAUAACAAAACUAAAAGAAAACAUUGAAUUAUGAAGUAAAACAAAUCAAACUGCAGUUUUAUAUAUUAACCGAAUUUUGUAUAAUUGUUUAGUUCACAAAAUUCAAUCCAUAUAAAACUUAUCAAUUGUCAUCAAGUUUUAUGUAAAUAUAUCAAUUUAUCUUUUAAUGAAUAUUUUUUUAACAUCCCAAUCGACCACGUGUUGGUUACACGCUUCAACAAAAAAUAAAGACAUGUAAUUUUCUGAGUGAAUAAGGGAUAAAAAAAACUUCUGUCUUUAUGCAAGUGAUAUGAUUAUAUAUAUAAUAUGACUAUAAAUAAUGCUUCAAGGUUAAAACCAAGGUUUUACCGAUUAUGAUUAACCUUAGUAGAAACUAUUAGUAUUAGUAUAAAAAAGCUAUUAGAACUAAUUUGACAUCGGAUUAGAAUGCCUUCAAACGACUGCGAAAUAAAGUCAAUAACUUAAAACCACAUGCUGAAGAACAAUGUUCCAAUAAUCUAAAUUAUUCGUUAGAAGAAUCAAACGUGAAUAAUUCCAAAUAAUAAUGGAAUACUGUAAAAUUACUGAUUAAGGUAUUAGGCCCCUAAUAGUAAUGUUUAAAAAAUGACAUUUGGUUGGUAUAUUCUUACAGUUGACCGUGCUUCGCACUUAUAUGCAAAUUUUUAAAAACUUUUACCGUGCCGUUUUUUAUAAAUUUUGUGUAAUUUAUGGUAUUUCCUAAAGCUCAAGUAGAGACAAAUUUCAAAGUGGUGGUCUUUAUCCAAAACGUUUUCAAAGAAUUUAUUAUUCCAUUAUUUUUUAUGAAAGAAACAUCAAACUAUUGGUAAACAAUCAUAAAACUUAAAAUAAAAACUGUCAAUAUCAUUUUUUCUAGGGUGCCUCGAGUAAACGGAUUCAAUCAGACAGAAUUCCAACUCCAAUAUUGAAAAAUUAUGGUCGAAUCCUGCGGGUCUGUUUUGAAUUUUGCUCACUUCAUUCAAAAAUAACCUUGGGGCAGAAGUAAAACCUACCUACAUUUCUUCCACAAUAUGUAAUCUAAAGAAUGAAGGCAAAAUAGAGAACUUUUACCGCAUGUAACUCAGUAUUUUUAAAGAUGUCUAACUCUACCCCUUCUGUUUUAGAGGUCAAUUCACUUUUAACAGGAAGAAAUCGCAUAUCAAAUGAUUUUUUUUUUCAUUUUUGUACAAUAAAUCAAUAACAAGUCUUGAAAGAAGUAAAAACUUACUAGAAAAAAAGGAAAACAAGGGGAAAAAAAUUUGGUCCCAGUAGGGCUUGAACCUACGCCCCCCUGAAAAUUGCUGUCAAAGUAGGUUUAUGGUAGGAAUUGAAUACUCUUCAGAAAGGAGGUACUCUAUUAUGGGCCUAAUACCUUAAAGAAACUUCUAAUGCUUUUAAGUCAGUACCAACAUUAGUCGUUGGCGGAGAUAACAAUGAAACAUAUUACACUACUGAUAAUGAAAAAGCUAAUUGUUAAAAUGAAUAUUUCACCUCAAUAUCAAAAAUUGAGUAUUUCAGACACAAACUUUCGACAUUUGUCAAUAAUCAAAUACUGUUUUGACAUAUUUAACUGUAAACAGUCAACUCUUGAGAGAUAAUAUAUAUACUUUCAUCACGAAAUAAAGCUGUCGGAUAAGAUGAAAUAAGUCAUAAAUUAUUAAACGAAACUCGUUCUUUUAACUAGUGUGUUUAAUAGGUCCCUUCAUGAAGUUAUUUAUCAAGAUAUCUGGAAUUUACAAAAGAAUUAUGCCACUUUUCAGAAGGAAAUAAAAAUUCACCUUUCUUACUAUCGACCGAUCUCGCUGAUUAGCUGUGUUGGUAUUAAAGUAAUGGAAAGGGUAAUUCAAACACAUUUACAAUCACCUACAUUCAAAUAAUUUAAUUUACCCAUUGCAGUCUGAGUUUCGUUCAGGUCAUUCAACAUUUUAUCAGCUCAUUGACAUAUGUCAUCAGGUUUUGAAUUAUUCGAUAAAAACAGUCAACAUGUAUUGUUUUAGCGACAUGUCAAAAGCUUUUGAUAGAGUUUGAAAUCGUGGUCUUAUAUCUAAACAUAAUACGGUAUUAUUCAUGAACUCUUAAAAUGAACCACGGACUAUCUCUCUGAAAGAAAACAAGCUGUGUAUGUAGGUUGUGAAUUAUCUGAAAUACUUGAUAUCCUAGCCGGUUUUCCUCAAUGCUCCGCCCUUGGGCCUCUGCUAUUUCUCGUCUAUGUAAACGACAUUGCCGAAAAGUGUUACGCGCCUUUAUGGCUGUUUCAUCUAGCGGCACAUAUUAUAUCGUAAUGACUUUAAAACAAAGAAAAUUAUCAAACAGGGAAUGCCACGCACCAAAAGCGCAGCCUCUUCAAAACGAACCCCCCAGCAAACCGUGAUCUUAAAAUCUCUCAUCUCUCAUUGAUGAAUGAUCUAAACAAUGGCUAAUAAAUUAAAAUCCUAGUCAAACUGAAGUCACGUUUUUUCCAAGCAAAUAUCUAUAAUAAGCUAUUCAAUGACACCUCUCUUGAUUUUGUUGAUCAUCAAAGGCACGCAGGCUCAACAUUAUCUAUAGAUUUAAAAUGACACGAGCACAUUGAAAAUAUAAUAUAAUCAGCUUCUAAAGUUAUAAGUACAAUGCGUACAUUAAAUCUAAAUUAAAACGAUCAACUCUAAAUAAAGUAUACAUUUCAUACAUGCCUCCCAUAUUAGAGACUCUUCGGUUGUGUGGGAAGGGUGCACAUUUUUUCUUUAGAACAACUAGAGUAUGAAGCCGCUCGCCUAGUAACAGGUUUAACAAGGUCGGUUCCAAUCAACUCUCUGAUAAAAGAAAUAGAUUGGUUUUCUCUUUCAGACAGGUGAAAAAUGCAGAAGUUGGUUACGGUCUACAAAGCAAAAAAUGGUCUUCUCCCACAAUACGUUUAAACUGUUUGCUCUUUAUUAGUAUCAGAUACGAAACAUUAUUCACUAAGGAAUAGCAACAAUUACACAACAGAAAAUCGACGUACGAAGGCAUACAAGAAAUUAUUUAUACCUUCUGCUGCCGAAUUAUGUUUUGUUCGCAAUUCAAAUUAUUAAAUAUAUUUAACUCAAAAAUGAAAGAGAAAAAUAAAGCACCACAAGUACCUAAGCAGAUUUUGUUCGGAGACACCUUUUCGGUUCUACAUGCGCGCCUUAGAAAUAAUUAUAGUAAUUUACAUAAUAUUCUGUUCAAAAACUAGCCGAGAGAAAAUUCGACAUGCAAUUGUGGAUACUUUGUUGAAGAUGCUGAACAGUACCUAUUUCACUGUUCCAUAUUUGAACUUCAACGCAUUAUACCAUUUGCAGAAACCAGAAUCUUUCAUCCGCUUAAUGUUGAUUUAUCACUUUUCGGUAGUGAUUUGUUAGACGUUGAAAAUAAUAAAGUAUUUACAGCAGCUGUUUAAAAGAUUAUUGAAACUACGAAAUGUUUUCACAACACUUGGCUUUAUUUACUAUGUGUUUACGCUCUGAUGUCACUACUUCGCAAACGUAUGUGGGUAGAACCAAUCCAUUGAUUAUGGGAUGGGGAUACGUCUUGGCUUAAAGCUUCCUCACUAGUUCUAUGAUUUUUUUGUACAUGUUUGUAUAUGAAUUUGUUAAAGUUUCCGGACAAAUUACUCUGUUUCUCAUGCAACAUUUUGUAUCUUUUAUAUUUUGCUUUAUGUAUGUAUGUUGCAAAUAGGCUACAAUAAUGCUAUUAUUAAGUAAUAAUAUAUAUUUACUUUCUUUGUGAAGGGGAGGGGGGCAAUUGCUAAAGUUCUAAGAAAAUAUUGUAUCGUAAAUAUUCUGUUUCUGUGUAAUCAUGUAUAUAUAAGCAAUA